Messenger RNA from Haliotis rubra (blacklip abalone), 1473 nucleotides. Its product is annotated as transmembrane protein 45B-like. The transcript has 2 exons. NCBI's taxonomy places the organism in Eukaryota, Metazoa, Mollusca, Gastropoda, Lepetellida, Haliotidae. The record is from RefSeq and is a predicted model, not a curated record. Bases 129 to 995 code for a protein of 288 amino acids.
CGUUAUCUUUAUCAACGAGUCGCGACCAAAGUACGGAGCGGCGGACCUUCAUCAGUACAUGCUGACAGCUGGGACAGGCUGCACUCUGUGAAAGGUUUGUGUGUUAAAGAGUGCGUACGCAACUGGUCAUGGGGUCGUUCGGAGGUCACGCUCUGCCAGGUUCCUUCUUCAUCCUCUUUGCGAUAUGGUACACCGUCCAGUCCUUCAGGAGGUACUUCCAGUGCCGGGAGAAUGGCGCCAGGUUUACAUCCACCGUUACCUUCCCCUGUUCCUGCCUCUGCGGCAGAUUCAAACACUGGCCUGUUGAAAGCAUGAUCAAACUAUUCUUCAUCGCCGUCGGAUUGACAGUUGAGAUCUCUGCCGGUUUCGUCGACGGGAAAUUCAGAAGCAUUGUCAAUGGACAACACGCGACCAUGUUCUUCUUCUUUGGCAUCACUGGACUCAUCGAUAUUCUCGUGCACUGCCGAGCCCCUCUUCCACCUGAUACUGACUACAUCUCAAACGCAAUAGCUUUUGGUGUUGAGGCCCUGCUGUUCAACUUCCAUCUGUACGGGAGAACCCCCUUGGAUGUUCUUGUGCACGUUCUUCUGCUGUACGUCAUCCUGGCCAGCAUAGUUUGUGUGUUUGUAGAGAUGCGGUACCGACAUAACCUGUUGUCCCCACUUGGACGGGCUUACCUAAUGCUGAUGCAAGGAACGUGGUUCUGGCAGGUGGGAUUCAUUCUUUACCCUCCACUCGAUGGUGCAAAGUGGAAUGAGAAUGAUCACGGACAGCUGAUGCUCGCCACUAUGUAUUUUACAUGGCAUGGUGGUGUCAAUUUCAUUCUCAUGCUUCUCAUUGGAGCUGUCAUUGCAUGUCACUAUCGACGUCGUAACGGUUACUACAGUAACGAGCUAAACAUGAAACGGCUUAUACGUUCAUCAGGGCAACAGAAAAGCGUAAGUGGCGAAAGUGGAUCCGAGGUAGAGUUUGAAAAACCGGUCAACGGACCUUGAGUUGUAAUACUCAAGUAUUCUGAUUAAGUAUUCAUGCACUGAACUGUUCUUUCGUACCGCGAGCUGAAGUUUAUCUAUCUCACGCGUGAUGCAAAAUAUGUUUCGUGACAGAAAUGAACAUGAAACAGACAUUUCUGAGCUCUGGAUAAUUAUGUAUUUGGUAUAACAAUACGAUUGGUUUCUGGUUCAACAUAUUUGUGUCUAUUCAAUGUGUUUGCUUUACCGUGCUUUAUAAAAGACAAAAAUAUACAAUUAGCGUGUAAUCGUUGAUAGAACUGGUGGUGAUUCUGCAGUAAUGCAUUUAUUCAUUGAAUGCAUUGUUACUGUGCGUUAUGAUCUUCAGCAACACACAGUCAGAGUCUGCUUUGGCGUAUAAAAAUGCUUUGUGUACAACCAAUUGCUUAACAAAUUAUAAGUAACCUUAUAUGGAGAGGUGUAUUAGUUGAGAAAAAGUUAUAAAUCAUCGAGUUUCGAUGCA